AUGUCGACUCAAUCAGGUGUACCGGUCGUCAAUGAAACUGAUCUAGAAGAAACAGAUCCUAUUAUAGCUAAACUCCAGAAAACGGGUUGCUUAGAAAAACAUUACGCUGUCUUGGAAUGUUGGGAUCAUCAUAAAGAUUGGAGGAAGUGCCAACAAGAAGUUCAUGACUUCAGAAAUUGUAUGGUCAGUCACGAAAAAAACAAAGCAGCUUCAACAUCCAAAGUCUUAGUGCAUCUCAAUCAACCUACAAAAAUGGUUGUUGUAGUUCGAAACAAUUUGGGUAUGGGCAAAGGUAAAAUAGCUUCUCAAUGUGCACAUGCAGCUGUUGAGUGUUACAAGACUGGUUUAAAGACAGAUCAUAAAAUAGUGAAAAUAUGGUUAGCUAGUGGUCAACCCAAAGUAGUUGUCAAAGUGGACACUGAAGAAGAGUUACUCUCAAUCGCCGCGAUUUCAACCAAAAAAGGUCUCAUCAACUGCCUAAUCAAAGAUGCUGGAAAGACCCAAUUAGAGCCGUACACUACCACAGUUCUGGGGAUUGGACCAGGGAAGAAGCAAGACAUCGAUUUAGUCACUGGCCACUUGAAGUUACUUUGA
Molecule: messenger RNA, 594 nt
Organism: Daphnia pulex (common water flea)
Lineage: Eukaryota; Metazoa; Arthropoda; Branchiopoda; Diplostraca; Daphniidae
Product: peptidyl-tRNA hydrolase 2, mitochondrial-like
Exons: 3
Coding region: 1-594 (197 amino acids)
Cellular component (GO): cytosol; mitochondrion
Molecular function (GO): peptidyl-tRNA hydrolase activity
Source: RefSeq, a predicted model, not a curated record